AUCAUAUGCCGGCGUUUCUGCGGAUGAGCGUGGAAGAGUAAAUAUCCAUCAUCGUGGGCUGUAUAAAUACAUCCCGCCAUACGAUAAGUAACUUAGACCCAUUGUACCAGCGAACCAGGUUGUUAUACUCACAUCUUUAAACAUAAUGAGGGAAAUAGUUCAUCUUCAGGCUGGUCAAUGUGGGAACCAAAUCGGUGCCAAGUUCUGGGAGGUUAUUUCUGAUGAACACGGAAUUGACCCGACCGGUACCUACCAUGGAGAUUCCGACCUUCAGUUGGAGAGGAUCAACGUGUACUACAAUGAAGCCACAGGUAAUAAAUAUGUUCCCCGAGCUGUCUUGGUUGAUUUGGAGCCCGGAACCAUGGACUCUGUCCGAUCUGGUCCUUUUGGACAGAUCUUCAGACCAGACAACUUUGUGUUCGGACAGAGUGGUGCUGGAAACAACUGGGCUAAGGGGCAUUACACAGAAGGUGCUGAGCUCGUAGACUCUGUUCUUGAUGUUGUUCGUAAAGAAUCAGAAAGUUGUGAUUGUCUUCAGGGAUUCCAGCUUACACAUUCUCUUGGUGGUGGUACCGGAUCCGGAAUGGGAACUCUCCUCAUUUCCAAAAUCCGUGAAGAAUACCCUGACAGGAUCAUGAACACAUUCUCCGUUGUACCAUCACCCAAGGUAUCGGACACUGUGGUCGAACCAUACAACGCCACCCUCUCCGUCCACCAGCUUGUUGAGAACACAGAUGAGACCUACUGUAUCGACAACGAGGCUCUCUACGAUAUCUGCUUCCGUACCCUCAAACUCACAACACCCACAUACGGUGACUUGAACCAUCUCGUCUCCGCCACCAUGUCCGGAGUCACCACCUGUCUCCGAUUCCCCGGUCAACUGAACGCCGAUCUCCGUAAAUUGGCUGUCAACAUGGUUCCCUUCCCCCGUCUCCAUUUUUUCAUGCCUGGUUUCGCUCCUCUUACAUCUCGUGGUAGCCAGCAGUACAGGGCUCUUACUGUCCCAGAGCUGACCCAACAGAUGUUCGACGCAAAGAACAUGAUGGCUGCCUGUGAUCCUCGUCACGGACGUUAUCUAACAGUUGCUGUUGUGUUCCGUGGACGUAUGUCCAUGAAAGAGGUUGAUGAACAACUCCUGAACGUCCAGAACAAGAACAGCAGCUACUUCGUUGAAUGGAUCCCCAACAACACAAAGAUAGCCGUCUGUGAUAUCCCACCACGUGGUCUUAAGAUGUCUGGUACCUUCAUUGGUAACAGCACCGCCAUCCAGGAGCUCUUUAAGCGUGUUUCGGAGCAGUUCACCGCUAUGUUCCGUCGUAAGGCUUUCUUGCAUUGGUACACUGGUGAGGGUAUGGACGAGAUGGAGUUCACAGAGGCCGAAUCCAACAUGAACGACUUGGUGUCCGAGUACCAACAGUACCAGGAUGCCACAGCCGACGAAGAAGGGGAAUUCGAUGACGAGGAACAGGAUGAUGAGACAUAAGAUGAACUCAACCAAUAAAACAUGUCAAAUCGGACAAAGAUCCUCUAUUCGAAUAAUCUUUGUUUCAAUUGUAAGCUCGUUGUGAAAAAUCCACAAUAAACAUUGUUAACGUCGGUUAUUAUGCAUCAAUUAUCUCAAAAUAUGCCAGAAUACCAAAAUGUUGUUAAAGAAUACAUAUUUUAGAUGAGUUCCAAAAUAUUUUGUAAAACUAACAAAUCAAUGUAUAUAUGACAAUUGUUUCCAUUUCUCGACUCUUGUCCAAGGAUAAACCCAGGAUGUUUCUGGGUACAUGCUAUCCUGUCACGUGGUUCCCAAGGGAUGUCAUUAAAGUCUCUAAUUUGCUGGC
Molecule: messenger RNA, 1829 nt
Organism: Pecten maximus
Lineage: Eukaryota; Metazoa; Mollusca; Bivalvia; Pectinida; Pectinidae
Product: tubulin beta chain-like
Exons: 4
Coding region: 146-1483 (445 amino acids)
Biological process (GO): mitotic cell cycle; microtubule cytoskeleton organization
Cellular component (GO): microtubule; cytoplasm
Molecular function (GO): structural constituent of cytoskeleton; GTPase activity; GTP binding
Source: RefSeq, a predicted model, not a curated record